AUGAUGCACAGGUGCAGUAGUUCUCAAGGAAACAUGGUGAGGCCGUGUUCAUGUUGCCUGUUCCAUAGCCAAAACAACUCCUCCUCGAUGCUGAUUUCCAUGCCGAACCACAAAUCUUACGAUGAAACGGAUAUGUAUAACUCAUUCACGUCCUCUUCAUCUUCUUCGGUUGAUUGCACUCUCUCCUUGAGAACCCCUUCGACUCGUCUCUGUGAAGACGACGACAGGCGUUCACGACACGACCGCCGCUCCGGUAAUUCUUGCAUGUGGGACUUGUUGCAAAACAAGAACACGCAUGGUUAUUCGCAGCAAACGACGAAAGCUAGCCGUGGAAGCAAUGGGAACAGCGGUGGCAGCUCGGGCAAUGAUCCUCUCCUGGCUCGCCGAUGUGCUAACUGUGACACAACUUCUACACCGCUUUGGAGGAAUGGUCCAAGAGGUCCAAAGUCACUUUGCAAUGCCUGUGGAAUUCGAUUCAAAAAGGAAGAAAGGAGAGCAUCAGCAGCAAAUGCAAAUGCUUCAAUGGUGGAGCAACAAUAUCACGGAAACAACAACGAUUCAUGGACUUCAAUGCAAUGUUUCUCAACGCCGGUCAAUGAAAUCAAGUUCAUCGAAGAUGGAGAUCCCUUCCUUUCUUGGAGACUCAAUGUCACUGAUAGACCAACAAGCUUUGUUCACGACUUUACAAGAUGA
This is a messenger RNA of Hibiscus syriacus, 693 nucleotides long. RefSeq names its product GATA transcription factor 18-like. The transcript is spliced from 2 exons. Lineage: Eukaryota; Viridiplantae; Streptophyta; Magnoliopsida; Malvales; Malvaceae. Gene Ontology annotation, biological process: flower development; regulation of DNA-templated transcription. Bases 1 to 693 code for a protein of 230 amino acids. Gene Ontology annotation, molecular function: zinc ion binding; sequence-specific DNA binding; DNA-binding transcription factor activity. The record is from RefSeq and is a predicted model, not a curated record.